UCUGAAAAUGGAAGGUGAUUUCACACAGCGUGAACUUGUGCCCGUCAGGCCAGGAGAAAGAGCCCCGAUCGUCAAACAUGCAGACAAUCUCAAGAUGGAGGGUGACUUCGCUCAGCGCGAAGUUGUAACUGUCAAGACCGGCCAGCGCGCCGCCAUCGUCAGACAUGAAGAUAAUCUUACCACUGAGGGUGAGUUUACAGUCACGCGGAGUCGAGACGACUUCUCGGGACAGCGCGGCGAGAGGGUGGAGGUCACCAUCCGCCAGGACAACCUCCGCAUGGAUGGGGAAUUCACUGAGUCUAGGUCCAGGGACGACUACCGCUACACGCAGGCCGAACGCGUCACACAAGUACGACACGAGGACAACCUGCGCAUGGAGGGUGACUUCACGCAACGUGUUGUCCAAACUGUCACUCCAGGAGAACGGCCUAAGGCUAUCAAACCCAAAGACAACCUCAAGCAGGAAGGCGACUUCGAGAGGCCGACACAGGAGCCAGUGCGUCCGGGUGAGAGAGCUCCAAUCGUCAAGCACCCAGACAAUCUAAAAAUGGAGGGAGACUUCACUCAAAGAGAACGUGAACCGGUGCGUCCUGGAGAACGCGCCCCUAUUGUCAAGCACCCGGACAAUCUGAAAAUGGAGGGAGAUUUCCCUCAAAGAGAGAAAACUCCAGUUCGCCCUGGCGAGCGUGCUCCUAUGGUCAAGCACCCAGACAAUCUGAAAAUGGAGGGAGAUUUUCCUCAACGAGAAAGGGCACCUGUGCGUCCUGGAGAAAGGGCCCCUAUUGUUCGUCACCCCGACAAUCUGAAAAUGGAAGGGGACUUUUCGCAGCGAGAAUAUGAGCCUGUACGAAACGGCGAGCGUGCUCCCAUGGUCAAACACCCGGACAACUUGAAGAUGGAGGGAGAUUUCACUCAGAGGGAGAGGACUCCGGUUCGACCAGGAGAACGGGCUCCAAUGGUAAAACAUCCGGAUAAUUUGAAAAUGGAAGGAGAUUUCCCCCAGAGACAACGUGAGCCAGUCAGGCCAGGGGAACGUGCACCCAUCGUUAAGCACCCUGACAAUCUUAAGAUGGAAGGUGCCUUCCCGCAACGAGAAUAUGAGCCUGUACGACCCGGCGAGCGUGCUCCUAUGGUCAAGCACCCGGACAACCUCAAAAUGGAGGGUGAUUUCCCACAAAGAGAGAGAACACCAGUUCGUCCUGGUGAGCGCGCCCCCAUGGUCAAGCAUCCCGACAACCUGAAGAUGGAAGGUGAUUUCACGCAAAGAGAAUAUGAACCAGUGAAACCAGGGGAAAGAGCGCCAAUUGUAAGACACCCCGACAACCUUAAGAUGGAGGGAGAUUUCCCCCAGAGAGAGAUGACUCCAGUACGGCCAGGCGAACGCGCCCCGAUGGUAAAGCACCCUGACAACCUGAAGAUGGAGGGUGAUUUCACACAAAGAGAGAGAACGCCUGUCCGUCCAGGAGAACGAGCACCUAUGGUUAAACAUCCGGACAAUCUGAAAAUGGAAGGUGAUUUUACGCAAAGAGAAUAUGAACCAGUGAAACCAGGGGAAAGAGCGCCAAUUGUAAGACAUCCCGACAACCUUAAGAUGGAGGGAGAUUUCCCUCAAAGAGAGAGGACUCCAGUACGACCAGGCGAACGCGCCCCGAUGGUAAAGCAUCCUGACAACCUAAAAAUGGAGGGAGAUUUCCCUCAG
Frankliniella occidentalis (western flower thrips) is the source of this 1699-nucleotide messenger RNA. RefSeq lists its product as uncharacterized. Gene Ontology annotation, molecular function: microtubule binding. Gene Ontology annotation, cellular component: centriole; sperm flagellum; cytoskeleton. The annotation marks the transcript as partial. The record is from RefSeq and is a predicted model, not a curated record. The transcript has a single exon. NCBI's taxonomy places the organism in Eukaryota, Metazoa, Arthropoda, Insecta, Thysanoptera, Thripidae. Gene Ontology annotation, biological process: microtubule anchoring.